GGGUAGAGCAGGUCCCCUUAACCUGUGCUUGGGAGCGGGGAGGUAAAGGGCAGCAUGUCCCAGUAGGCCCUCCCCUCCCCUCCCCGCCCCUUCCACAGGCUCCGCCCAUCUCCGUCUAGCCUUAGGAGCAUACCGCGGCACUAAUCUCAAGUCCAGCUGCUUUUAACCCUAGCCGAGAUCCUACUCACCAGACUGCAUAGCUGUGGAAGGAUAGGAGGAGCAGCCUGUGUGGCCCUGGGCUGGAGGUCACCCUCGACCCUACGCAUUGAUACGCCAUCCGGGAAGCUGACACGUGCUGUGUGCCUGAUUGAGGAGCCCUCUGUAAUGACCUCCGGGGUUAGGGUUAGGGUCUGUGUCACCUGUCACUUCCCAUCCUGUGUCAAGUAGGGACGUGGGCAGGAAGCACGGGGUAGCCUGGCUUUCCACCAGCCUUUCUGGUUUCUCCCUCGCACCCUGGCCUCCUCGGUGCAUGGCUGUAGUGCUCCACCUUCUCAGCGGCAGCACUGAGGACCCCGAGUACUGACCCAAGUCAGCUCCAUGCGCCUGUGUCUACAACCAGGCUCCCUAGGCAUGGAGCCCUUCUUCCGGAAGAGGCUCACUUUCUUGUCCUUUUUCUGGGAUAAGAUCUGGCCAGCGGGUGACUCGGAGGAAGACAUCCCCCGGAUCCAGGGACUCGAUGACAGCCCAGUGCUGGAGCAGCCCACUGCCGUUGAGACUUGCAGCUUUGCUGCCCCACGCGCCCGACUCUUUCGCGCGCUCUACGACUUCACUGCUCGGUGUGCAGAGGAACUGAGUGUCAGUCGUGGGGACAGACUCUACGCCCUCAAGGAGGAGGGUGACUACAUCUUUGCACAGAGGCUUUCUGGUCCACCCAGUACGGGACUGGUUCCAGUCACCUACCUUGCCAAGGCCACCCCUGAGACGCCCUCAGACCAACCUUGGUAUUUCAGCGGGAUCAGCAGGACUCAGGCCCAGCAGUUGCUCUUGUCUCCUGCCAACGCGCCAGGGGCCUUCCUCAUCCGGCCCAGUGAAAGCAGCAUCGGGGGAUAUUCUCUGUCAGUCCGGGCCCAGGCCAAAGUCUGCCACUACCGCAUCUGCAUGGCACCCAAUGGCAGCCUCUAUCUGCAGGAGGGCCGACUCUUCCCUAGCCUGGAUGCAUUGCUGGAUUACUACAAGACCAACUGGAAGCUGAUCCAGAACCCUCUGUUACAGCCCUGUAGACCCCAGAUGCCCCUGGCUCAGGACGAAUGGGAACGGCCACGCUCAGAAUUUGUUCUUCGGAGAAAGCUGGGUGAAGGCUUCUUCGGGGAGGUGUGGGAAGGCCUGUGGCUGGGCUCUAUACCUGUGGCGGUGAAGGUUAUCAAAUCAGCUGACAUGAAACUGGCAGACCUCACCAAGGAGAUUGAGGCACUGAAGAGCUUGAGGCACGAGCGGCUGAUCCGGCUGCACGCCAUAUGCUCCGUGGGUGAACCUGUGUACAUCGUUACUGAACUCAUGGGCAAGGGCAACUUGCAGGUCUACCUGGGCAGCCCCGAGGGAAAGGCUCUGAGCCUACCUCAUCUACUGGGGUUUGCCUGCCAAGUAGCCGAGGGCAUGAGCUACCUGGAAGAACGCCGUGUUGUUCACCGGGACUUGGCGGCCAGGAACGUGCUGGUGGGAGAUGACCUCGCCUGCAAGGUGGCUGAUUUCGGCCUGGCCAGGCUGCUCAAGGAUGAUGUCUACUCCCCAAGCAGUGGCUCCAAGAUCCCUGUCAAGUGGACGGCUCCCGAGGCAGCUAAUUACCGCAUCUUCUCCCAAAAGUCAGACGUCUGGUCCUUCGGCAUCCUGCUGUAUGAGGUCUUCACUUACGGCCAGUGUCCCUAUGAAGGAAUGACCAAUCAUGAGACACUGCAGCAGAUCAGUCGUGGGUACCGGCUGCCACGCCCGGCUGCCUGCCCAGCAGAGGUCUACAUGCUUAUGGUGGAGUGCUGGAAGGGCAGCCCCGAGGAACGUCCCACCUUCGCCACACUGAGGGAGAAGAUGAAUGCCAUACACAGGCGGCUCCAUCCGAGCCUCACGUGACCAAGUCUCCAGCCCCACGUGCAGCAGUUACAGUAAACUGCUUCCUGGAGGGCGUCUCCCAUGGAAACACUUGUCACCCACACACAUGGGAGAUGCCGCACAACUGGGAAUGGCGACUAGCCUCAGGGAAUCCAACACUGGGUCUCCUUCACCGACAUAGGCUGGUACCAGCAUGUGCACAGCAGAUGGACUGACGGACACGUGCGAACUGGGCCUGGUCAGGUCAUGAGCACUUACUUAGAAAUGAAAGCUGAUGUGCUCCUCUCGGCGUAGUUUGAACCCCUGGUGUCUCCAAAGUGUUGAUAAAGGAUAGAAGAGGAGAUGUGAGGACAUGCUGGGCAAAGGAGUACCAGCAGAGGCAGCAAUUUCCUCCCUGCCCUCCCCACACCCUGGGCUCCCUCAGCUCCCUCCUAGGAUCAAGGAUGAGAAGCCUGAUUUCUCUCGUCUCACCAGUGCUAGGGCUCCCAAGCAUGUCUCCCCAGUACAGGCUGUGUACUCGCAGGGGGCAGCAGCAUCCCCUGCCCUCACCCACUGCCCCCACAGGUACUGCCAAACCCUAGGCACACAGAGUCAGCUUCAAUAAACAUGCUCCAAUAGAUUCA
Molecule: messenger RNA, 2663 nt
Organism: Mesocricetus auratus (golden hamster)
Lineage: Eukaryota; Metazoa; Chordata; Mammalia; Rodentia; Cricetidae
Gene: Srms
Product: src-related kinase lacking C-terminal regulatory tyrosine and N-terminal myristylation sites
Exons: 8
Coding region: 538-2061 (507 amino acids)
Biological process (GO): innate immune response; cell surface receptor protein tyrosine kinase signaling pathway; protein phosphorylation
Cellular component (GO): extrinsic component of cytoplasmic side of plasma membrane
Molecular function (GO): signaling receptor binding; ATP binding; non-membrane spanning protein tyrosine kinase activity
Source: RefSeq, a predicted model, not a curated record